AUGGCUAAUAAUGCCCUUCUCGAUAAUCUACAGCUCUUCUUUAAUACCAGCGCACGUCUCCUAAUCUGCACUAGAGAGAGCUGCAAAUUCGCAUUAUCCAAUGGCCCAUCACGCAUAACAACACAUCUACAUAAUAAGCAUAGCAUUUCUACAGAGGCCAGAAAAGGGUUAAAUCGACUUCUGAAAUCUUUAUCCCCUGCACCCUUAGAACCUGAUAAUACAUCGCCCCGAGCCGACAGAUCAGCUAAGCACGAUAAGCUGCAAGUCUAUAAAGGCUUCGCCUGCAUCAACUGCCAAUUCCGCACCAUUAAUAUCCAGUCGAUGCGAUGCUACCAGUCUAACCCGCCGGAUGAUUGCUGUGACUCUAGAGCCAGUAAAGGUCGCCGCGAAGUGCUUGCAGCCCUAACGCGCACCUUUACAUCUCCGGGCGGACGGGAAUAUUAUAUCGGGCACGGCCAACAAUGCGGCCUCGAUGAAGACCUCGUCAGCCUGGGUGAGGAUGAGGAUAGGAUUGCCUGCCUCGUUCGUCUGGUAGACGUGAUGAUAAACCGUUCAGGACGUGGGGACUGCAGCCAGAGUGCAAAUGGGGAUGUUGGUGAUAAUAAUGAAGAGGAGGAGGAGGAGGAGGAGGAUAGCGAAGAAGAUGAUAUGGGAGAGGAAGAAGAAGAAGAUAAUGCAGAGGAUCACAGUGAAGAGGGUAAGGGAGGUGCUAAUCAGCAAGAGGAGGACAGGGGGUUCACUACGUGGUUAAAAGACCUAGGUGAAAUAACAGAUGAUGACGAGUAUGAUAUAGAGGUCGAGGCAGGUGCCGGCCCAGGAUCUCCUGAAGAACUUGUCGAGCUACUAUUUGGUCUAACCCUGGCACUUGCCACCCAGCCAGUGGUCAAUGGUCAACCACAGACGACCGUGCUGGUGUAUUUCAGUGGCAUCCUAGGCUUCUCGUCAUCACCGGGUGGUAGUGCUUUCCUACCAGCUAGGCAUAUCCCACUCUUGAAAUUGAACGAUGACCGCGAUCUGCGAAAUUACGGCCAGGUUAUAGCUCGGACAGAUACACCGCCUCAUCUCCUCCGCUGGAGUGACAAUGGGCAGGUAGUCUCACUGGGAGAUGAGAUUUCGGUCUCAAUGAGCCAGUUCCGGCGAUUGCCUAAGCAUUUCAUCAAGGAGGCAGCCAUGUUAUGUAACGAAAUGAUGUUCGCCUGGGACCCAGCUAUAGAUUUAGCCAAUAUCACCGACGACAUGACCAACAACAAAGAGGGCUUCUCGUUUGUCCUCUAUCCCAGAAAUAAGCUAGAUACGGCCUACCUCGAGCUCGUCCAUCGAGCAAGUACAGCCCAUCGCAAUGGGCUCUUUCGCGGCAAUGGCUAG
Fusarium redolens is the source of this 1365-nucleotide messenger RNA. RefSeq lists its product as uncharacterized. The record is from RefSeq and is a predicted model, not a curated record. The transcript is spliced from 5 exons. Lineage: Eukaryota; Fungi; Ascomycota; Sordariomycetes; Hypocreales; Nectriaceae. The coding region runs from base 1 to 1365 and encodes 454 amino acids.